Sinocyclocheilus anshuiensis is the source of this 1992-nucleotide messenger RNA. It is a transcript of the gene kcnq1.1, whose product is annotated as potassium voltage-gated channel, KQT-like subfamily, member 1.1. The transcript is spliced from 18 exons. Gene Ontology annotation, biological process: potassium ion transmembrane transport. Gene Ontology annotation, molecular function: voltage-gated potassium channel activity. NCBI's taxonomy places the organism in Eukaryota, Metazoa, Chordata, Actinopteri, Cypriniformes, Cyprinidae. The record is from RefSeq and is a predicted model, not a curated record. Bases 1 to 1992 code for a protein of 663 amino acids. Gene Ontology annotation, cellular component: voltage-gated potassium channel complex; membrane.
AUGACCUCUCCACCUCACAGUACAGCGACAGAGCCUUCAUGGACUAUUGGACCUGCAGAACUGGAGAUGAGCGAAGCUCUGCACAUGCGAAAUGACAGCGUGUGGUUCGGCGAGAGUCCCUCGGCGUCCGCGGAGCCGGCAGUGAUCACUCAACGCCAGGCAUCUCACCUCCAUCCCCGCAUGUCCGUGUACAGCGCCACCCGACCCACUCUCUCUAGAUCCUACUUUCAAGGACGUGUAUAUAAUUUUUUGGAGAGACCAUCGGGUUGGAAAUGCUUUGUGUAUCAUUUUACAGUAUUCCUUAUUGUGCUUUUUUGCCUGAUCCUCAGUGUGCUGUCCACCAUUGAUGAGUAUCAAACACUGGCUAAUAAAACACUCUUCUGGGUGGAAUUAGUGUUGGUAGUGUUCUUUGGUGUGGAGUAUGCGGUACGUCUGUGGUCAGCUGGAUGCCGGAGUAAAUAUGUGGGAAUUCAGGGCAGGCUUCGCUUUGCCCGAAAGCCCAUUUCUGUUAUUGACCUGAUUGUGGUGGUGGCCUCCAUUAUUGUAUUGGCAUUUGGCUCUAAAGGUCAGGUAUUUGCCACCUCUACUGUCAGAGGAGUCCGCUUUCUUCAAAUCCUGCGAAUGCUGCAUGUGGAUCGACAGGGAGGAACCUGGCGGCUGCUUGGAUCGGUAGUCUUCAUUCAUCGGCAGGAACUGAUCACAACUCUUUAUAUCGGAUUCCUUGGGCUCAUCUUCUCUUCCUACUUCGUGUACCUGGCAGAGAAGGAUGCAGUGGAUGAUAGAGGUUUCACAGAGUUUAGCAGCUAUGCUGAUGCUCUGUGGUGGGGUGUGGUGACAGUAACCACUAUUGGCUACGGAGACAAGGUCCCUCAGACGUGGAUAGGGAAGACCAUUGCAUCAUGUUUCUCUGUCUUCGCCAUCUCCUUUUUUGCCCUCCCUGCUGGAAUCCUAGGCUCCGGUUUUGCUCUGAAGGUGCAGCAGAAACAGAGACAAAAACAUUUCAACAGGCAAAUUCCUGCAGCUGCAGGUCUGAUACAGGCAUCCUGGAGGUGUUUUGCCUUAGAGAACCGUGAUUCUGCCACCUAUAAGUUAUUUGUGAAAAGGAACAUGAGCAGCUCAGUGUCCAGCCCUAAAUUAAAGGUGAAGAUGAGGAAGAAAAUGAAGAGUUAUGACAGGGAUGAUGGAUUGAGUUCUCCCACCAUACCUUCCAUAACCUAUGACUCCUUAGAUGAUGAGAAAGACGGUGGACCAGAUACAGUGUGCAGUAUUCAACAGUCAGGUAUUACCAAAGGGGCAAACACACACAGAAGAUGUGAGCGGGUGCCAUCCUGGAACUCUCUAUCCUCUUUCCAGUUCUCUACACCACCAGGGAGAAAGCCUGGGAUUUUGGAAGUGCAGCCUCGGCCCACGCUCCAGAGGAGCAGCAGCAUCGCAGAUGAUAUGGAAACCGAGCCGGAGCGAGAGAUUUCGCUCGUUCCAGUCACUCAUGUGUCUCAGUUGCGGGAUUCCCACCGAGCUGCCAUUCGUGUGAUCCAGAGAAUGUUCUACUUUGUGGCCAAAAAGAAGUUUCAGCAAGCACGUAAGCCGUAUGAUGUGAGGGAUGUCAUUGAGCAGUAUUCACAGGGUCAUCUCAACGUCAUGGUGCGCAUCAAGGAGCUACAGAGAAGACUGGAUCAGUCCUUAGGGAAGCUGUCCCUCUUCCAGACAAGUUCAGAGCGCAUGAAAGACAAAGGCAUACACACUAUUGGCUCCAGACUCAACAGGAUGGAAGAGAAGAUCACACACAUGGACAGAACACUGAACAGCAUCGCAGAAUCUCUCAACCUCAUGUUGGCAAGGGAGAGACGGGGAGAUCUGGCCAGAGGGAAGGAACUGCGCAGCAGCUUCCACCGCCAAUCAGCCACCUUCAGCCUUUCAGUGCCGAGCAGACAGGACAGCCUGACCAGCUCUGAGCAACUGUCCACACCAACUGUUAUUCAUGAGGACAGCUGA